AUGCAUAUGCCUCGAAAGCGAAACGUGGCCUCGAGAAAACGUAGCGGAUGCGUUACUUGCCGGGCACGUCGCCUCAAGUGUGAUGAGGCCAAACCACACUGUUCCAAUUGUACCCGGCUCCGGCUACAAUGCGGGGGCUACGUUACUCGAUUCAGGUUCAGAGACCAGACUGACUUGUUGAGGAACAAGCACCAGAGGAAUGAAAGAGACAAGGCGUCUCCACAGACGGCAAACGAGGCGCCAGGGACCCCAAGACUCGGAGAUGAUCAAGGGCAGGCGUCGACCCAUCCAACUCCUCCGCCAGACACUGGCCGGCUGUCGACUUCGCUACUCCCUUGCGCAGGCGAAAUAGAGUCGUCUCCACAAUCCAUCGUGCCUGGAGACGAUGCCCCGUCAAUUGUCCAGGACAUCGAUCCAAAUGAGAGUCAUCAAACAGACCCUGAAGCUCAACAAAGAGUUGUCGACAACUCUGCAACCUCGCCUCCUCUUGCCGUGGAACCCUUUCUCAACCCCCCAGUCGCCUCAAUUCGAGCCUCCCAAGACCAUGGCCUCAUCGACGCCACCACAAGUCCAGCAUCCAGCCAUGAAGCAGUGCCUGCUCUUGUCGAGACACAGCUCGAGAGGUUCCCUCUUGUUGACAGCCCCGAGCAGCAACGACCUGGCUCGACACCACACCCCGCUCGACUUGAAAUCACGGGAAUCGAAGCGAUUUUCCCAAUCAUUCAAAACUCUCCGGCCUCGAGCGAGUGGACCGACCAACAGACCGACACAAGUUGGUGUGGGUUUCCAACCGUUGUCCAAGAGCCUGAACCGUCGUCAGUUGCACCACCAGGUCUGUUUGAAGCGGCAAAGUUCCCACAGGACAUGAUAUACUAUCAUCAUCUGUGUGACCCUUCAUUAUCGGGCCUCCUCUCUGUCCUUGGGGUUCGUGAUGUCCUAGGCAUCGGUGGGUUGGACAAGGGCUUCUUUCACGCCGCCCUGGCAUUAUCCGCCCUUCACAUGUCCCAAUCAUCUUCUGUGUCCAAGGUGGUUGCCGACUGCGCUGCCCUACACGCGUUAGAUCACUUUGUCGACGCUCUCGGUUACAUGCGGUCAGCGCAUUUGAGCGAUGGUAUUGCCACGAUUGAUGCGCCUGGUAGGGGCCAAAACACCAUCGCAUGGCUUGCCACUUUGCUUCUGCUUGCCAAUUUUGAGCUCAACCGGGGGCAAAUAAAGCUCUGGUACGUGCAUAGCCAUGCUGCUGUGACAUAUCUAUCCCACAACGUCUCUCAAGUUGGCGAACUACCUGUUGGGAAGUCCAUCAUUCGCUCGUUCUCCCGCAUUGCCGCUUACCUGGAAAUCUUCGAUCGAUCAUAUACUGCUUGCCAUAGCCUUGCAACUUCAAACGUAUCAGCAAUGCUCGGAACAUCUCUGAGAACUUCGACGGACUCGUUUGAUCGGCUACUCUACAUCUUGCCUAGAGUGGGUGAGUUUGAAGAAGAAUGCCGGACAAGUCCUCAACUUGAUAGUCACUGGCGCGCGCAAGCACGAAGCCUUAUCGAUGAGCUGAAAGCAUGGCGGCGGUCUCUGGCUGACCGUGAUGUGCCGUCUGCAGAUGAGGUAGAUGCCGACCCAUGGAAGUUGAGCGAAGAUGGCUCGAUAUUGAUCAUUCGCCCCUUGACGCUGAGCCGCGCUGCCAACCCAGCCAAGGCUGCCACUAGCUUCAUGCACUACCUGGUGUCACUGGUGAGGCUUGAAAUGAAGUAUUCACCUGGAGUGAGACGAAAGCUUCCGGAGAACGGACGCAAGCUUAUUCUUGUUGCUUGUCGUCUCGCAGCUGGUGUGUCUAGCUCUGUCUGUGCCGCCAGCAACGCCUACGGUCACGGAAUGGUUCCUGCAUUAAUGAACGCUUACUACUCGUCCGACGACCAAGCAGCAAAGGCGUGGAUCAAAGACUGGAUCUCUCAGUUUCCACGGGACAGAGAAGGGAUAUGGAAUGUGCGCCAUGCUCAUAGGCUGCUUGAGUACAUUGAUCAAGAGUACAGCCAACGAGGGUCGAGGCUUGGCUGGGAAGUCAUAAAAGUAAGAAUGGUUGACCUGGAGGAGAAUAGUAUACCGCAGGACCACGAUGACGGAUCGGACCGUUUCUCGGUAGAGAUCUACUCCCGUUGUGCACGUGGCUGGAGUAUCGACUUUGUAGAAAUCCCAUGA
Messenger RNA from Fusarium keratoplasticum, 2190 nucleotides. Its product is annotated as Zn(2)-C6 fungal-type domain-containing protein. The coding region runs from base 1 to 2190 and encodes 729 amino acids. The record is from RefSeq and is a predicted model, not a curated record. The transcript is spliced from 2 exons. Gene Ontology annotation, molecular function: zinc ion binding; DNA-binding transcription factor activity, RNA polymerase II-specific. Lineage: Eukaryota; Fungi; Ascomycota; Sordariomycetes; Hypocreales; Nectriaceae. Gene Ontology annotation, biological process: regulation of DNA-templated transcription.